Dermacentor silvarum is the source of this 659-nucleotide messenger RNA. RefSeq lists its product as uncharacterized. The coding region runs from base 1 to 561 and encodes 186 amino acids. Lineage: Eukaryota; Metazoa; Arthropoda; Arachnida; Ixodida; Ixodidae. The record is from RefSeq and is a predicted model, not a curated record. The transcript has 6 exons.
AUGGAGGAGUCGACGAUCCAUUAUCUCCAAGAAGCACUUGGCGUGGCAGAGCCGGAGGACGACCAUGUGGAGAGUAACAAUCAGCAUGACUUGAGUUGCCAAGCUGCCACCACCACACAGCACAGUGAUGUGCGGGAAGCUGAGCCACAGAUGCGUGAUGUUUAUGUUCAAACAGUUCCGCACGUACAGAAGUCAAAGGCUGUACAGACAUGCAUCAAGAAUCCAUCUGUUGGGGUCCAGGCAAGCCCAUUAUCUUUUUGUGACAGCUUUGUUCAAACUGAAGACAGGCUGGCAUACAGUGAAGAGGUACCAUCAGAGUUGAGGCCGUUCUGCUCUACGCCGAGACAUGAUGUUGAUGCACCAGGUCUCAAUCUAUACAGGACUGACUACCUCAGUGAUGAGCUGUCCAGCUGUGAUGACUCUGACUCGGAUAUCAUUGACUACACAAAUGACUCGUCAUACGUCUGUGAUGAGCUGAACUAUGAUGACAGUGACCCCGAGCAUGGCAGUCCCAGCAGAAGUCUGUCAUUGAAGAGGCCAGACACCAGCCACACUCACUAGCAGGUGAUGGCAGAUGUGACACGCCUGGCCACUCCGCAGACUUUGGCACUUACACGUUGUUGGACACUGAGCUGAACAAAAUAAUGCACACUGAGCUU